Ostreococcus lucimarinus CCE9901 is the source of this 1743-nucleotide messenger RNA. RefSeq lists its product with no specific name. The record is from RefSeq and is a predicted model, not a curated record. The transcript has a single exon. Gene Ontology annotation, molecular function: glycerone kinase activity. Lineage: Eukaryota; Viridiplantae; Chlorophyta; Mamiellophyceae; Mamiellales; Bathycoccaceae. The coding region runs from base 1 to 1743 and encodes 580 amino acids. Gene Ontology annotation, cellular component: cytosol. Gene Ontology annotation, biological process: glycerol catabolic process.
AUGUCGAAAAAGUUCUUGAACGCCCCCGACGACGUCGUGAGCGAAAUGCUCGACGGCGUGUGCCUCGCCACGCCCUCGAUCGCGCGCAUCGCCGAUCAGAACGUGCUCGUGCACGUUCGCGAGGGCGAGGACAAGGUGGUUGUGAUUUCAGGCGGCGGAAGCGGCCACGAACCAGCCAUGGCGGGGUAUCUCGGUCGAGGCAUGCUCGACGCCGCGGUGUGUGGGAACGUCUACGCCAGCCCGAGCGUGGAGGCGGUGCUGAGCGCGAUUCGCGCGACGACGACCGACGCGGGGGCGGCGCUCGUGGUGAUGAACUACACCGGGGACAGAUUAAACUUUGGAUUGGCCGCCGAACGCGCGAAACUCGAAGGUUUCGACGUGGAGAUGGUGAUCGUGAAUGACGAUUGCGCGCUGGCGAGCGAUCGAGUCGGGAUCGCCGGCAGGCGCGGGCUUGCGGGGACGCUCUUCGCGCAUAAAGUCGCCGGCGCGGCGGCGGACGCCGGUAAGUCUCUGAAGGAAGUGUGCGCGGAAGCGAGGGCGUGCGUCGAGGCCACGGGGACGAUGGGGGUAGCGUUACAAGCGUGCACGCUUCCGGGAUCGUCUGGCGUCGCGAGAGAGAUUGCGGAAGGGACGAUGGAGCUCGGACUCGGGAUUCACGGCGAACCGGGAGCGCACACGGCUAAGACGACGAGCGCCGAUGAAGUCGUAGAGACGCUCAUGACGAGUAUUUUCGCGCAGAAUGAAAAGAUUGGGAAACUGAGCGAAGGUUCAAACGUAGCGCUCAUGGUGAACUCGCUCGGGGCGACACCGUUGAUGGAGUUGUACGUCGCCGCCCGCGCCGCGUUCUCGUGGCUUGCGGGCGUGAAGAAAAUAAACGUCACGCACGCAUACGUCGGCACGUUCAUGAGUGCGAUCGAUAUGAACGGUUUUAGCGUCACCGUAUGUGCGCUCGAUGAUGACACUAGAGUGCAGCGCCUCGAGGCGCCGUGUUCAUGCUCCGCGUGGCCGAAGACGGCAAAACUCACUCCUGCGAAGCUCUUGUCGGUGUCAGCGCCGGCUUCCGAUAGAAACGAAACCAUCGCGAGCGGGCCACCGACGACUCCCGAGGGUGUCAUGGCGUUGAAAGCUAUCAAGCGCGUCGCAAAGGAUCUCAUCGCAGUGGAGGAUACUCUCACAAAGUACGACACCGCGGUCGGCGACGGCGAUUGCGGCACCACGAUUCGCAAGGGCGCUGAGGCUUUAAUGAAAGCUGCGGAUACUUACCCGAUUGACGAUGUCUCGGCGCUUAUGCGUGCUAUCGGGGACACAAUCCGUCAGAACAUGGGCGGUACGAGCGGCGUAUUGUACGAUAUCUUUUUCACCGCCGCGGCGGAUAAACUCGCAAAGGUUGCCAAGGGCAAAGCGCCGAGCGUCGACAUCGUCCUUCUUGCGUUCUCAACGGGCGUGCAGGCGAUGUGCCAGUACGGUGGCGCUCGCGCUGGUGAUCGCACGAUGCUAGACGCGCUCGUUCCUGCGUUAACAAUGGCGACGACGACGUAUAUGUCGAAAAAGUCUGUCAUCGAAGUUGCGUCCGAAGCCGCAAAGGCGGCUGCGAACGGCGCCGAAGACACAAAGAGCAUGAAGGCAAACGCCGGACGUUCAAGCUAUGUCAACCAAGACGUGUUGAAGGAAACACCUGACCCCGGUGCAGUCGCGGCGGCGACGUGGAUUAACGCAAUCUUUGCUGCAGUGUCUGAAAGUUGA